Molecule: messenger RNA, 1929 nt
Organism: Asterias rubens (European starfish)
Lineage: Eukaryota; Metazoa; Echinodermata; Asteroidea; Forcipulatida; Asteriidae
Exons: 6
Coding region: 1-1929 (642 amino acids)
Source: RefSeq, a predicted model, not a curated record
AUGACAGCAACACCCCCACCACGCCGGCUGGUUCUAGGGAUGUGUGUGAAAGUGAAGCCACUGGGACAAAUUUCACCGAUGUAUUUUGGAUCAUCUUCAGUUCCAGUAAACCAGAAUCGUGUGUUUGAAGGCAGUGUCGAUGACGAUGUCCUCUGUAGUAGAGGUAUUGGUCAUCUUCUAGAUCAGCAUUUCGUGAGACCAUCAUCUAUGGAACCAGCUGCCAUCGAAAAUCUGGCCUACACGUUCUGCAUUGAGUUCCACUCAGCUUCGUUUGCCAUCGAAUUUCUCCUGUCAGGCAACAAGACGCUCUUAGCUAAGAAACAGGAUGCUUUCAUUGUGACUGGCAGACUCCCCACCGUCAACAAAUCCCCACUGGGCAAAGGAAGCCGCACCAAAUUGCCAAACAGAAAGUACAUUUCUGAGACGGCCUCAGAAGACUCGGAGAUCUCAUUUACAAUGUUUGGUGAACUAAAGGUACGCAAGAGUGUGAAAACCUCCCCAGACGCAGUGAACUCCCCGUUCUUGCUCGUACGAUUGCCGCAGUGUGCGGGAAGAGGUGGAUAUGAAUUUCCAAAGGAAAGAAAGAGGUGCAAUGCUUGGCGAGUGGCCAUAAGACGAGUGAACGAUGACACAGGACGAUCAUGGUGGCCAUUGCUUAGUGAUGUCGUCUGCGCAGAACACUUCACAACAUCAGACUAUCAGCAGUUUGGAAAGUCCGGUCUAAAAUUGCAACGAAGGAGGCUCAAACCAGAUGCUGUUCCUAGCCAGUUCUCAUGGACAAAGCAACCAACUUCAGCAGAUGUCUCAAGGACAAAACGCUAUACAGAACGCUGUGUAAAGAGAGAGGGUACCUGUGAGGGUUCUGAUGAGUUGUCUAUGGAUGUUGAUGUUAACUGUGAUCUGGACAUUGCAAUGGAGGUAAAUGUGAACAGUGAAAAUGAAAAAGUACAUAACCAGGCCAUCCAGACAGACCUGCAAGAGACCCUGUCAACAUCAGUCUCCACACAUACACAGACGGAAUCUGAGACGAAGGUACAGGGAUUUACUAUUCAUGACUUCAAGAAUGACCCCAAAGGAGUACACUACUACACAGGGCUUCAAGACUAUCUCAACUUUAUGGAUGUACUUGCUUCACUUGGACCAUGUGCUUUUGAGUUAACUUAUGUAAAUGGUAAAAGGCCCUCCUUAUCUGUGCCAGAUCAACUAUUUUUGACUAUAAUUAAAUGUAGGAGAUAUACAGCCAAUUUUGAAUUAAGUCGAAUGUUUAAGGUCAGUGAAUCAGAGGUAUACAUUGUAUUUGCAACAUGGAUUAGAUUUAUGCAUCUGCAGUGGAGAGAGAUUGAUAUCUGGGCAGAUAGAGACAUGGUCUUCUUUUAUGCUCCAUCUGAUUUCAAGACCAAGUUUCCCAGCACUCGGAGUAUCCUUGAUGGCUUUGAGUUUCCAGUUAAGAAGCCCAAGGGACCUGCUGCCCAGCAGGUAACAUUUUCAACAUACAAAAACCGUAACACUGCUAAGGCACUGGUUGGUAUAACACCAGGAGGUUUAAUGUCCUAUAUGUCUGGUGCAUAUGGAGGUUCAACCAGUGACAGACAGAUCAUUGAGAGGAGUGGAUUAAUAAAUAAAGUCAACAAAGGUGAUUCAAUAAUGGCUGAUAAAGGUUUUGAUGUACAGGACUUGUUUGCGCCAGUGGAUGUAACAGUUAACAUUCCUACUUUUUUCAAGAACAAAAACAGAAUGACAGGUCAAUCUGUUGUAAGCGAUAGAAAAAUAUCUAGCAAAAGAGUUCAUGUUGAAAGGAUAAUUGGACUUGGGAAAACAUAUAAAAUAUUGACGCUGCCACUGAAUCACACAGAGACAAUUCUCUCCUCAGACAUUGCAUUUAUUUGUUUUAUGCUUGUUAACUUCAGGAAAUGUAUUGUUUCAAGAUAG